CUGCCCGUGGGGGGCGAGCCCGCACCCCCCGUCCCACGCGAGCUCACUCUCCCCGCUAGGCGCCGUGGAUUUAUAUUUCGGCUGGAUAUUUAUUACUUAAACCGAUUUUUUUUAAUUUAAUUUCUCAAUUUGUGAUGCAGCAACGCACCCCUUAAUAAUUCACCUUAAUAAUUAACCAGCACGGUUUUGUGUUACGGAUGUUCCCUGUGGUUUUUUGGGGUUUUUUUUCCCUUUAGGAACUUGGUGUGAAAGGGCCCGGUGCGUGGGCGCCAUGGGUUUGUCAGCGUCCUCGCCGGCUGCGGCGGGUCAGGCGCCGAAUUCGUCCCGGCACCAUCAGACAGCAUCUCCGCCUUCAGAAUGUCCCAUGCAUCAGGAGAAAGCGAGCGGUUGUCCAAUGCACAUGAAGACCCCUGACCACAGAACUGAGAACGAUGUUCCUGCGCAUCAGGAAAGAGCGUAUGAAUUCGUAGCGUGUCCGGUGAAGUCUGGUGCAUCUCAAGUGAACGAUGACAUAGAUCCCAGCAAUAUGAUGCCGCCUCCUAAUCAGCAGCCAUCUCCAGAUCAGCCCUUUCCAUUGUCGACCGUUAGAGAAGAAUCUUCCAUCCCUCGAGCACAUUCUGACAAGAAAUGGGUCUACCCUUCAGAGCAAAUGUUCUGGAACGCUAUGCUAAGAAAAGGGUGGAGGUGGAAAGAUGAUGACAUAACAGGUGAAGACAUGACCAACAUUAUUAAGAUUCACAACCAAAAUAACGAGCAAGCUUGGAAGGAGAUUUUGAAGUGGGAAGCUCUUCAUGCUGUGGAAUGUCCGUGUGGACCAUCGCUGAUGCGGUUUGGAGGCAAAGCAAAGGAGUAUUCGCCGAGAGCCAGAAUACGCUCGUGGAUGGGGUACGAACUUCCCUUUGACAGACAUGACUGGAUUGUUGACCGAUGUGGAAAAGAAGUGCGAUACGUUAUCGAUUACUACGAUGGUGGAGCAGUAGAUAAGAACUACCAGUUCACGAUCCUGGAUGUUCGCCCUGCGUUUGACUCUCUCUCGGCCGUGUGGGACAGAAUGAAGGUAGCUUGGUGGCGGUGGACUUCCUAACUGCUCCGGUGGCAUCUAGUCAAAAAGUAAACCACUUUCCUCCUAGGCCAAGGAUAAGGGAAUACGAGGACGUGAAAUAGAAGUUCACUGCGACUGUCGUUGUUUUCACUGUCACCACUGUUCGUUGGGGGUGGGAAGGGAGGAUGGGGAAAUCCAUGCUAAGUACACCCAUGCUUUAUGGUGUUUUGAAUGAAAUAAUAAAGUUGUAGUAGCAAAAACAUGUAUCUUAAGAGCUGGGAAAUCUUUCCUUACUUUGUCGCAGAUUCUGCGUAAGCUUGCCGCCUUUUCAUUUCAUGCCUGCAGUGCCGUGCCAAAUACAUCAGGUUUCUGGUUCUGACUGGAGGUUUGAAUAUUACUUACAUAGUGAAAACUGGAAAUUCCAUAAAGGCUUUCACGUAGGUACAGUAUUUGGAUACUUAGAUGAUGAAUAAAGGGCAAACAGUCUGGACUCUUUCAAACUGCAUGUUUUAGUAACUAUAUAGAAACGUGUAUUUGUUUUCAUGUGGGCACUUUACCUGUUCAAACACGUGCUUCCUCAGAAAACUUUAGUCAAGUUUAUUCUGUUGAAGUGUAGCGUGAGUAUUUCUAGAGGUAUGUUAAGUUGAAAAGGAGAUUAUACCCAUGCAGUUAUCUUUGAACAGAAGAAAAUCUGUUAGAAGCAGGAAAUGAGUGUCCAUUAAUGUUAAAACAACACUUCUAAAAGGAGAUAAAGUGGAUAUUCAGUGGCUAUUUAUGGCUAUUUAUUUGAGUAUUUAAAAGGUUUCUUUUCUGAUGUAAGAAAACUGUAUUCUUUUAGUAUUUUCAUGCCUUCAAUGUGUGUCUUGUGUAAUGCGUUCAGGACAGAACUAAGCCUUAUUUAAAGAAGCUGUCGUGCAGUCCAUCUUGGCUUCAUCAACUGUACCAUAGCGUGGCUUUUUUAUGUAAUACAGGCUCGCACAAGGGUGUAUGACAACAGGCGUACCCGUCUCUGCAUAGUGAUUGUAUUACUGAUGCGGAUAUAAUAUAUAACUUAGCUAAAAGGGUAUCAGAAGCACUAAGAAAUAAGGUUGAUUUGAGUGUUUUCUAAGAGUGAUGCAUGUUAAUGCGGUGCAGCUUAAAGAUUUGAUUAAUGUUUGUGCUUAUUAAGGGAAACUAACUUUGUUUUUUUUUUUUAAGUCUUCCACUGUAAUUGCUUUAAAUUUGCAUGGCUUGGUAAAUUUCAGGUGCCACAUACCCCUAAAUGGAAAUUAUUCCUCCCUUUUGGCAUAUAUUACUCUUGAGAAUGAAUCCUCCAUGCAAAACGCUCGGGAAUGGGAGGGAUAAGAGCGCAUCAUGUUGUCGCUUCUCGAAUGGGAGAAGCUUCCUUCCUGAAACAUCCCAGCCUUAACUGGGAACCAGCUGUACGUUUGUUUUCUGAAAGUGGUCAUUUUUAACUGACCUUGGAAGCUUUGUGGGUUUAUUUAUUUAUUUAGUUAGUUCCCUGAGGGGAGAGGCCCUUAAUGUUUCAGUCAAGGAGCUUCCCACUUAGGAAAAAAACUAUUCAGGGAAGCUUCCAUACUUUUAAGGUACUGACGGAGAUGAAUGGUUCCCACUUCAGAGGCAGCUGUCCUGCAUGGAGGCAUAAAUAUUACCCAGAAGUCCAGAAUCCUAAGAGAAAGCCACUCUCUUACCCCUGUCCACUUCCCUCAUUCCUUUUUUACCUUUCUAGUAAUUCAUAUAUACAUAUAUAAAUGAAAAAUAGUUUAGGGCAAAAAAAAAAAAAAAUCGCCUGAAUAGGCAGUGUAUGUAUGAGAUAGAUGAGAAGUGCGUGAGCUUGUAUGAAGCGUGGCUGGUAACGCAAGAGCCACUCCUAACAGUAAAGCCUGAGGCUUACUGCUUUUUGGGGUGGUUUUUUGUUUGUUUGGUCGGUUCAUGUGUACAUUUGGUAACUUGAAUUAGAAUUCUGUAUUCCUCACAACUGAAUAUGGAAAAGGUACACCAACGUAGGGCAUGCUUCAGAAGCUGCAAAAGAAUAAGUUUGCUUUGUUGAUUUUGGAAGGGUGAUGUUGAGCGCGUUACGGAAAUUGCAAUUGCUGCUGAAAUCUGGUGAAAGGCGUCACAUGCCACUUCAUGCCUCUACCGUUUUCUGUGAUGUUGCAUCUCGCCUAGAUGCAAAAUUGUUCUUUUCUGUGCUGCUGUUAAUGAA
Molecule: messenger RNA, 3248 nt
Organism: Egretta garzetta (little egret)
Lineage: Eukaryota; Metazoa; Chordata; Aves; Pelecaniformes; Ardeidae
Product: cytochrome c-type heme lyase
Exons: 6
Coding region: 272-1084 (270 amino acids)
Biological process (GO): cytochrome c-heme linkage
Cellular component (GO): mitochondrion
Molecular function (GO): holocytochrome-c synthase activity
Source: RefSeq, a predicted model, not a curated record